This is a messenger RNA of Fonsecaea monophora, 357 nucleotides long. RefSeq lists its product as hypothetical. The record is from RefSeq and is a predicted model, not a curated record. Gene Ontology annotation, molecular function: oxidoreductase activity. The transcript has a single exon. Lineage: Eukaryota; Fungi; Ascomycota; Eurotiomycetes; Chaetothyriales; Herpotrichiellaceae. Bases 1 to 357 code for a protein of 118 amino acids.
AUGGGUGCCAUUUUCAUUGCCAACUACCCCCGUCCUGCGGACAACAACUACAAGUUUGACAUGGACUAUUACCUCAAAGUACACAUGCCUCUGCAGUUGAAGCAUCACAAACCCUACGGCAUGCGAUCUUAUCACGUUAUUCAGCCCGAAAAAGAAACUCCAUACGGCACCAGUCCCUACGUCGUGCAAACUAUCGAGUUCUGGGACAGCGUCGAAGGAUUUUUCAAGGCGCUGAAAGAGGCUAGCCAGGAACCGAGCGACGACAUCCCCAAGUAUACUGACAUCAAAGCUCCCUUCCCGAUCAUUGGCGAGAUCAAAGGUUCCUGGGUCGAUAGCACCUUCGAGCUAAAACACUAA